AUGUCGGACCGUUACGACCGCGGGUCGUCCUCCCGACGGCGGGGCGUGCUGUCCCACUGGGUACCGCUGCUGCUGACGGUUACUAUCGCGACGGCCGGCGUGGCGGCCUGGGCCUGGAGCCAGCGGAACCGCGACGACGAGUACGAGGAUGACGAGGACGAGACCAAGACGCCGACAGGCCAGACGUUGAUUUCCCAGCCCAACGACCUCGAUUACGACCACGCUGACUACGGUGAGAACCCUCCCUAUGGUGUGGCCAACAGCCACGGUCCGCCGCCGCGCGGUGGUCCUGAUGGCGCUGCCAUCAACCUGACGGAUGUAUCCAUGGCCUCGGGGGGGCCUCCGUCAAUUGCAGGCUGGAGCACACGCAUGUCGGGCGCUCUAGGCACCAACUCGACGCCCCAGCAGUGGGUGGGCAGUGCUAGCAAGGCCGUCUCGGCCGGCGUGGCCGCUGCUUCGGCCGCCGUCGGUGGUGCGCUGGCCUCGAUCCGCGAGGGCGACAAGGACGCCUACGCCGACCAUGAGACCUGGUCUGAGGAGGUCGACGCACGCAAGGAACGCACGUCUUCCGCGUCCAAGAGCACCUCUGGCCGGAAGCGCAAGACGGUGGCCCUGGUCGUGGCCGCAGACAGCGACCUGGACGGCUUCGACGACGACAGCUUCCACGAAUAUUCCUCCAUCCUCUCCUAUAUCCCCCGCCAACAUGACUUCUUCAGGGUUCGGAUCUUCGUGCUCAUCUACGCCCCCGGUCUCAAGGAGUCGUCCAGCCUGGAUCCUGCCGGCAACGGCCAGCCCGCAUCGCUGAGCUCGUCCUUUUCCAACAUUGGCGUCGAGCAGGCGCAGUCGCAGAAGGCGGACGACGACACGCCCCUGGCGGUGGCGGCGCCGCCGUCGGGCAACGCCGCCUUCAAUGCCGUCAACGCGCAGGCCCUCGCGCUGGUCGAGAAGGAGAGCGACAUUAUCCCGUUCACGUCGUCCAACGGCCACGCGCACAUCCUGCAUCUGCUCGAGCCCGACGUCGUGUACAUCCAGGAGUCGCUCACCGGCCACAAUGGCGCCGUAAUCAACCAGCUGCAGUCGUGGAUGCGCAACGAGGUCGUCGUCGUCGUCGGCGCCGACAGCGGCCACGGCGGCUUGGCCGACAGCGAGUCCGAGGCCGAGAGGUCGGCCAGCGAUCCGGCGCCCAAGUGGUGGCAGCGUGAGGACCGUGUGGGCCGUGGCCGCGGCGUCGUCGUGGUCGACAGCCAGCGGGUAAAUGACGACUGGACCCGGCGCGUGCAGGGCCGGGACUAG
Grosmannia clavigera kw1407 is the source of this 1293-nucleotide messenger RNA. RefSeq lists its product as uncharacterized. The transcript has 2 exons. Bases 1 to 1293 code for a protein of 430 amino acids. Lineage: Eukaryota; Fungi; Ascomycota; Sordariomycetes; Ophiostomatales; Ophiostomataceae. The record is from RefSeq and is a predicted model, not a curated record.